UUAGUCCGAACUUGCAAUAUUGCAAAACUCCACAGCAUUAGCAGGCUUUUUUUUUUGUUGCCACGAAUUCUACCCGGAUGGGGUUAAAAUGUGAGGGGACGUGUUUGGACUCCACUCAGCUCCCAUUCAGCAUGCAUGUGUGAGUGUGGGGGAUGGGGGGCAGCAUAUAAAUAUAAAUGUCAGGCAGGCAGAGCCGUUUUAUUUCAUCCUCACCAUCGCCAUGAACUUGCUGCUGACACUGCUGGCCGUCGCCCUCGCCUCCAUGGGUCUGUCUGCAGAAGUCCUGCCCCCUGCAAACUUCAACCUACAGGCGAUGGCGGGAAAGUGGUACCUGAUUGGUUUCGCCUCCAACGGCCAAUGGUUUGUCAACCGCCGCGCCAGCAUGAAGAUGGGCACGGCCGUGCUCAGCCCGACUGCAGAAGGUGACCUGGAUAUGUCCUAUGCAAGUUUGAAAUCUGACGGCUCAUGCUGGAGAAUGAACAACCUGGCGAAGAAGACGGACAUGCCUGGAAAGUUCACGUACACAAGCUGGGGCAACGCCAACGACAUGCGUGUGGUGGAUGUCAAGUAUGACCAGUACGUCCUGAUGCACACUGUAAAGUUAGACGGAGGUAAUCCAACAGUGAUAAACAAGCUUUACGGCCGUGCACAGGAUCUCAGCGCGGAUCUGCUAGAGAAAUUCAGGCAGUUCUCACUCGAAACCGGAAUUCUACCUGAAAAUAUUGCAUUCCUUCCCAAAAAUGGUACAAGUGAGUGCAUGGUGGCCUGAAAUGAACAAGCUGCUAUCAAGGAGGAAUAUUUACUGGAAAUACAGAUGCGUGCAAAUAAAAACAGCUAAUAUGC
Nerophis ophidion (straightnose pipefish) is the source of this 843-nucleotide messenger RNA. RefSeq names its product Lipocalin-like. The record is from RefSeq and is a predicted model, not a curated record. The transcript has 6 exons. Gene Ontology annotation, molecular function: small molecule binding. Bases 221 to 769 code for a protein of 182 amino acids. Lineage: Eukaryota; Metazoa; Chordata; Actinopteri; Syngnathiformes; Syngnathidae.